Molecule: messenger RNA, 4901 nt
Organism: Acinonyx jubatus (cheetah)
Lineage: Eukaryota; Metazoa; Chordata; Mammalia; Carnivora; Felidae
Gene: SLC19A2
Product: solute carrier family 19 member 2
Exons: 6
Coding region: 1748-3067 (439 amino acids)
Biological process (GO): transmembrane transport; vitamin transport
Cellular component (GO): plasma membrane
Molecular function (GO): vitamin transmembrane transporter activity
Source: RefSeq, a predicted model, not a curated record
CGGGAGGCGGCUCAGGGAAAGAGCGAGUGGAACGGCUCUCGCUCCCCGGAGGCUUUCUGGGCAGGGGUUUCUUGCCCUUCCGCAGCUGGCAGGAGGCUCGGGGCCGGCGCUGCGCUACUCCAUGCCGUUUUCCUGGCGUCUGUUGGAUUUGUGGGGCAUGGCUCGUGUCGGGGUGGGGAGCCCCAGCACGCGUGUGCUGCCGGCGGCGUGCUCCUCACGCUGCUCUGUGGUUCAGCUCCUCUCAGCUCAGAUUGGUCCAGCAGUUCCUGCUGGGGGCGGGAGGGGGCGCUGCGGGGUACUCGGAUAAAAAAGUGGAAACCGCCAGUUGUACUUUGGACAAAGGUUUAGUAAAUGAUGAAAGUAGGGAACCAUGGGGUGCCUGGGUGGCUCCGUCGGGAAGCCUCAGACUCUUGAUUUCGGCUGCGAUCACGAUCUCGUGUUUGCGGGAUCAGCCCCGUGCGGGGGCUCUGCCCUGACGGCGGGGGCCUGCUUGGGAUUCUCCGUCUCUGCCCCUCCCCUGCUCACGUGGCGCGCGCGCUCUCAAACUUUGUUUUUAAAAAAGAAGAAAGUAGAGAACCAGGUGCGGAGUAACCCCUGCUUUCGGAAUGGAUCUUCCCUCUUCCAGCCGCAGCCUCCUCCUUCCCAUACCUUACUUUGUUUACCUUUGACUGGAUGGAUGUGCUCAAAUAAGGGCAGGACAGCAAACAAAAAUCCAUCAUCUUAAUUUGUUUUGACUUUUAAUUAGCUGAGGCUUUUUGGAUGUGCUCGAAUAAGGGCAGAACGACAAACAACUAUCCGUCCCCUUAAUUUGUUUUGAUUUUUAUUUAGGUGAGACGUUGUCCAGGGACAUGCUGCCCCCCAGCCCCCAAAUCCUACCUCCUGGGAUAAAAGCAGAUACUGAGAUGGUAUCACAUAAUUGGCAUUUAAUUACAGUUUGUCUUGCAUGGUGAAUUGUUGGUUCACAGCUGUUAGUUUUGCUUUUCAACCACAAGCCUGAAAGCUGAAGCCUGGUAUUCUUUUCUAGAACACUAAAACGGGUGAAAGAUGAGUGAGCAUUUAUUAGUAACUAUUAUUUUUCCUAUGCCUACUUUUCCUUCCAUCCCCUCCCUGCCCUAGUUGCUGUGAAAUACUUCUUCCAUUUAAAGUUUACUCUUCUUCCUGUGGUUAGUAAUCACCUCUUUUGAGUAGCAACUCACCGUCCCUGCAUAACAGGCCAGAGCAGGAUAUAAUUAUUCACAGUCCAGUUUGUUGUUGGCUUUGCCUUUCCGUUUUCAAGGACGCUUAGCAGGGAAUUGAAAGUCGGUGUUGGAUCCUGCAUUGAGGGUUUCAUUUGAAUUUCUCAUAUUGUCUUACCUUCAGCAAGUAUCACUGCCUUUUACCCAACUUCACCUCUUCUGUUUCUCAGUCUUUUGGACCACUCCACGAAGGACUGUGACAGCUAUUCAUUCCCUAUUUGAAUUUUAACAUCGUUAACAUUUUAACAUUGUGAACAGAAUAAUUUUACGAGGAGAAAAUGACUGCAGUAAAUGAGAGAGAAUGCUUCUGGAGACCCAGAACUACUACUGACUCUGAAGCAGAAAUGAUACUUCCUGAGCUGCGAAUAAUGAAAAUUUCAUGUGAACUGCCAUGUGAUCUGCACAGUCUGUUCACCUUGCUGGACUGAGGGCCACAUGGGGAGAGGAAACAUGCUCUCUGUGUUGAUAUUUGAAAGCUGAUCUGUUUUGUCAUAUGCCCUGGGCUGAGAGUUAUGUCAUGUGUCAUCAUGUGCCCUGUCUACUCAGAGCCUUCUGGGGUCUUCAAUGAAAUUUAUCCAGUAUGGACUUACUCGUACCUGGUGCUGCUGUUUCCUGUGUUCCUUGCCACAGACUACCUCCGGUACAAACCCGUCAUCCUGCUACAGGGACUCAGCCUUAUUGUCACGUGGUUCAUGCUGCUCUACGCCCAGGGACUGCUGGCCAUUCAGUUCUUGGAGUUCUUCUAUGGCAUCGCCACAGCCACUGAAAUCGCCUAUUACUCUUACAUCUACAGUGUGGUAGACCUGACCAUGUACCAGAAGGUCACGAGUUACUGUCGGAGUGCCACCUUGGUGGGCUUUACGGUGGGCUCCGUCCUCGGGCAGAUCCUCGUCUCCGUGGCAGGCUGGUCCCUGUUCAGCCUGAAUGUCAUCUCUCUUACCUGUGUCUCGGUGGCUUUUGCCGUGGCCUGGUUUCUGCCCAUGCCACAGAAGAGCCUGUUCUUUCACCACGUUCCUUCCACUUGCCAGAGAACGAAUGGCAUCAAGGCACAGAAUGGCGGCUUUGUAACCAACACUACGGCUGCAAACCACCUUCCAGGGUGGGAGGACCCGGAGUCAAAAAUGCCUCUAAAUACGGAGGAGCCGGAACCCACGCCAGAGCGGCUCCUCGUGCUGAAGGUCCUGUGGGAUGACUUCCUGAUGUGCUACUCCUCCCGGCCUCUGCUCUGCUGGUCUGUGUGGUGGGCCCUGUCCACCUGCGGCUACUUCCAGGUCGUGAACUACGCCCAGGGCCUGUGGGAGACGGUGAUGCCCUCUCGCGAUGCUGCCAUCUACAACGGCGGCGUGGAGGCCGUGUCCACCCUCCUGGGUGCUGUUGCCGUGUUUGUAGUCGGCUACAUAAAAAUAUCCUGGUCCACCUGGGGGGAGAUGAUGCUGUCUCUGUUUUCUCUGCUCAUCGCCGCCGCGGUCUACAUCAUGGAUACCGUGCAGAACAUCUGGGUGUGCUACACGUCCUACGUCGUCUUCAGGAUCAUCUACAUGUUACUCAUCACUAUAGCAACUUUUCAGAUCGCUGCCAACCUCAGCAUGGAGCGCUACGCCCUAGUGUUUGGUGUCAAUACCUUCAUUGCGCUGGUCCUGCAGACCCUGCUUACUCUCAUCGUGGUGGAUGCCAGCGGCCUCGGCUUAGAAAUUACCACCCAGUUCCUGAUCUACGCCGGUUAUUUUGCACUCAUCGCUGUGGUUUUCCUGGCCAGUGGUUCAGUUAGUAUUAUGAAGAAAUGCAGAAAGCAAGAAGACGCAGAAUCAAGUUCUCGAGUAACCACUUUGUGAUACACUGCUUAGCAAACUCUGCACAGCAACUGUGCCUGGAUAUAUUUAAUUUUUUAGUAUGUAGACGUGUUUAUGAACGUGCUUUUUAAGGCUUCAGAGCAGCCAAUUGACUCUACCUUGUGCUCCUAGAGUAACAAUCCUGUUUAGGGGAGUCAGAGGCAAAGUUUAUCUCGCGGAUUAUUUAUGGAAGCUAAUUUAAGGAUUACUGUCUUCUGAUAACAAAAGUGAACUUGAUUUUGAAAACCGGGUACUCAAGAGCACUCAAGCAACACGUGGCAUUUAUACUUGACAGUGAGUCUGGUGUCUCAGAGGCCUGGUUCGGGACCAGGGCUCUGCGGGCCACAGGAUACUAUGUUCCAACAGCACCUGUGUCUGUUCAACUUCACUCGUAUCUCUUUGUUACUCAUGUGCAUUUGUGUUUCUACAGAUGAAAGUUGUUUUUAUCACCGGCAAUAUUUGCUCUGGUUUGGUGUUCUGUCCUAUUGGGAAUGUGUGUCAUUUCUAAUUUUUAGUUAUUUUUAAAACACUUAUUGUAUGAAUGUUCUCAGUUUCCAUCUUGACAAUUUUGUAUUUGUGUAGAUUGUCUUUAGAAGUACACUUUUGCGUUAUUCAUAUGCUUCCCAGAGAAGCUCUUUUAGUUAGAAAAUAAGGCAAGUUUUGAGGCCUGCUGAUAAAUCGAAAUGAAGACACCUAAUCAGAAAACUUAAGCUCUAUUUGCCUAUCUUUUAGCCUUGAGUAUGAAGGACUAUUAAUCCUAUAAGGAGAAGAUCAUCUAUGAGCUAAAGAUACCACUAGCCCAACCAGCUCAUUUUGUAUUUGCACUCCCUUUUAUUUCCAGAAUAAAAUGAGAAGUCUUUUUUUUUUUUAAUAUCUUCAUCCCUAUUUAUAGUUUUUAUAUGCUUUGUCCUUCUUAUCCAAGAUCAAGAUGUCAUUAGGAGUUAGGUUUGUUGGAUUAUUACAAGGCCUUUUCAAAAACUGAGACUCUUUUUGAUUAUUUCAGUGGGACAGGAACUAGGAUAGACCUGAUUCCUGCAUUUUGUACAUUAAAUCUGCCUUUGUUUCGAAGGGCGGAUCAUCUUGGAAUAUCUGCUUAAAAUAAUAAUUGCUAGUGGUUCCAUUUCCAGGGUACUUGGAAAAAAUGUUGUGUAUACAUUUAAUUCUGUCAUUAGUCUACCAAGUGGCUGCUGGUGUAUGUGAGUCAUGAUAACUAUUUGAAAGCCAACUUUGUUGCCUUAUCUUGAAAAAAAACCUAGGUUAAUUUAUUUAGAAUAACACAGGUACACAGUGUGAAUACUAGUUUCAAGAUUCCGGAAUUGACAUAUGUGUUUCGUGUAAGUGGCAAUUCCAGAAGUAAAUGCAGAUGAGUAUAGGUCAUUUGCCAUUCACCUUCCCUUCUGAUCAAGGGAAGGAAAAGAACACUAAGGGAAGGGGAAGCGAUAUUAUGAAAGUACAGCCUCUAAUUUUAUACCUUAUCUUUGGUUUUGCUGCGUAGGGAAUUGUUCACUCAGAAACAAGUAGAGAAGUGAUGUUCAAGGGACUUUAUUUAAUGCUUUUUAAUAAAAUGGGCCGCGGUACAAUCACAUCACUCAUGUUACCAAAGCAAUAUUUCCCUAGAAUUCAAUUCAAAGUUUGUGGUGCACAACUGGAGCCUUGACUUAUUGAAGACAAUAACAAGGUCAUCUCCCGGCACAUGACCAUACUUAUAGAACGCCCAGACCAGUUUGCAAGUUGUGCUGUGUGCAGUUUUGCAGAGAAGUGAAAAAAAUCUGUACAUUUUAUCCAACUCUGUAUAAAUUAUGAAAUUAUUUUUAUUAAAUAAAUAUUUUACAACCUA